Caenorhabditis remanei is the source of this 858-nucleotide messenger RNA. RefSeq lists its product as uncharacterized. Lineage: Eukaryota; Metazoa; Nematoda; Chromadorea; Rhabditida; Rhabditidae. The record is from RefSeq and is a predicted model, not a curated record. The transcript is spliced from 3 exons. Bases 1 to 858 code for a protein of 285 amino acids.
AUGUCUUCCAACUUAACUUUAUGGCCGAAUACUAUCCAUUUCAAUAAGACUUAUAUGAAUUACCGUAUCCAAUGGAACGGUUGGCCUCAAAUAUGUGCAAUCCUUCCCUGGGUUUACAUUCUUCCAAGUUUUCACGUCAUCUGCAAGAUAUUCUCAGUCUACCUAUCGGCUAACUGGACCCGACCGGAGCCAGGAUUGAAUCAACAUGUGUUUCUAGUAAUUUCAUUAUCACAACUCACUGUUUUCAUCUUUUUCUUAUUCGAUUGGCUUAUGGUUCGACUUCCGUCUACCGGGUUGUUCACUUCAUGGUGUGCAUCAAUUGAGCCGAAUCAUUUUUUGAAGUUUAUAUUUAUGAUGGCGUAUUACACAAAUUAUUGUGCGAUGAUUUUUCCGUUUCUGAUGCCUGUGGUGAGGUUGGUGGUGGUCUCGUUUCCAAGGAAUCAUUUUAAGCUCCGAAACUCAUAUUUCUACCUCUACAACACUAUUGCAUGGCUCACACUCGCAAUUCUGGCCAAUAUUCUUCUAUUCUUUAAAGUUGCAAAGGCCAGAGCGCAACUCAUCAGUUUCCAAAAAAGUGCAGUGUCUUACAAAGCGGAAUUAUCGAUUACAAUUACUACUGUAGUUAUGAUACUUUUCUAUGUUAUAAAUGGAGGUUUUAUAAUAAUUUAUGUCCUGUACUAUGGUACAAGUUCCUAUUUCUCGUUUUUGGUUAUCGUGAAAGCGUUUGCAAACGACGCUCAGACUUGUGUUGUCCCGUGGAUAUUCUAUUUGACUCAUCCGGUAUUCAAGAAGAAAGCAAUCAGUGGCGACUUGGUAUUUUCUACGAGUUCAUUCAAGAGAAGGAUUAAUAAUAGUUGA